This is a messenger RNA of Agrilus planipennis (emerald ash borer), 562 nucleotides long. RefSeq lists its product as uncharacterized. NCBI's taxonomy places the organism in Eukaryota, Metazoa, Arthropoda, Insecta, Coleoptera, Buprestidae. Bases 22 to 489 code for a protein of 155 amino acids. The record is from RefSeq and is a predicted model, not a curated record. The transcript has 2 exons.
ACUCGCUCACCACGUACAAACAUGCUUUUUAGGAAUUGUGUUGUUUGUUCUGUUGUUCUGCUUUUGGCUUUACCAUGGGCGCAGGCUGCUCGAGAUUCAGCACCGUUCUCACUUGCCCCAUUCCCUUCAUUCAUGAUGAAAGAUUUUUUUCAAAUACAAAAAUUAAGCGAGAUUGUUAGAAAGGAUCCGCAUGUAAGCGAAGCAUUUUCGAUAGCAAGCAAUAUCAUUUUAAAAUUGGUUGGACUAGCCGAAAAUAUAAAGGAGUACCUGGUGCUUUCUGACGACCAAAUAACGGAAAUAACAAAGAGAUGGUCCGACAGUUUAUCCCAACCCUUGGAAGAGCUAAUCGCCCUGGUACUGAAGGGAAACAAUAGGGAAGACAGUAAGAAACAAUUAGAAGAAUUAAAGAAUCUAUUGGAGAAAUACCGGAUUUUUGUUCAAAAAAUUUUAAGUAAUUUCUUACACCGUCUAGAAAUCAACGACUUCUAAAUGACUAAAACAUGUUUCUGUGACAUUCUCUACGAACUGUUGCUAUCAAAUAAUUUCAUAUUUGUACUAAAUU